AUGACAGGAAGCCCAAAAACAGUCUUCUUAGCCCCGGGCUGGGAGUGCUUGGCAGGCUCCGUUCUUCUGGGCAGCGUCUUCACCAACCCGUCACAGCCGCAGCUUGCUAUCUUCAAGCCCUCUCCUGGCGACAUCGACACCACAGUGAAAACAUCAGAAAAGGCGACUUUCGCCGCAUCUAUCGACCCUGCGGGGGACGGCCGCCCCGGUCUAUUCCGCACAUUUCUCCGCCUAUUCGGCGUGGGCGACGAGGAGGAAGUACACUACGACCGCAAGACGGUGGAGUGGUACUCGUUUCGCGGCCUACGCACCGAGUCAUUUGUGCCCAGCGAAGCGCUGAAGCACAAGGCCUUGGCGCAAACGGACCGCGUCGCCCAGUUCUGCCGCGCGAGCGACUACAAGGCGUCGGUAUACAUGGUGACAGGGAUCAAGACGAUCGAGGGCGCUGGCGUGAAAGCGCCGUCCCGCAAGCGGAAGGGAUGGCACCUCUCCAUCAACGUCGACGCCCCAUCGUGGAAUGGACUCAGUGAGCAGGAAGCACCCGGAGAGUCGCCGUCUGUCGUAUUUGCUUUUGAAUUGUUGGAGCUCAAGCUUUCGGGGGCGGGCGAGACGAUUGAUGUGGGAGACGGCUCCAGCUCAGCUACUGGAAGCACUGCCGAUGCGCAGAAGACACUGGGCCUGGAGUUUGGAGAGGCCGCGCUUACAGUUGUGGAGGGGUUUGACGAAGAAGAUGAUGUGCAUGUCAGGAUUGUUGCCUCGAGCCCGGCAGGCGUUGACCUGCUUACGGCAGGGUCGGCGAGAAUAGGCAGUCGACAUUAUUAG
Messenger RNA from Lasiosphaeria miniovina, 822 nucleotides. RefSeq lists its product as uncharacterized. NCBI's taxonomy places the organism in Eukaryota, Fungi, Ascomycota, Sordariomycetes, Sordariales, Lasiosphaeriaceae. The record is from RefSeq and is a predicted model, not a curated record. The transcript has a single exon. The coding region runs from base 1 to 822 and encodes 273 amino acids.